Molecule: messenger RNA, 1051 nt
Organism: Acaulospora morrowiae
Lineage: Eukaryota; Fungi; Glomeromycota; Glomeromycetes; Diversisporales; Acaulosporaceae
Source: the annotation of a GenBank genome assembly
UAAAGGAGAAAUCCAAGUCACAGAUAGAACAAGACGCUUACCAAAGCCCAACGAGGUUGAAGUUGCAAUUAGAGCUACUGGAAUUUGUGGUUCUGACGUACAUUUCUGGAUUGAUGGUCGAAUGGGUAAAUUCAUUGUGAAAGAACCAAUUGUUCUUGGUCAUGAGACUUGUGGAAUUGUGACAGGUGUUGGCGAAAAUUGCAAAACGUUAAAAGUUGGAGAUCAAGUAGUAAUUGAACCUGGUGUGCCUUGUUAUAUUUGUGACUACUGUAAGGGUGGAAAAUACAAUUUGUGUGAAGAUAUGAAAUUCGCAGCAACACCACCCUGUGACGGUACACUCUGUCAGUAUUACUGCUGUCUCGAAGAUUUUUGCGUUAAGUUACCUCCAACUUUUCCUUCACUUGAACAAGGAGCAUUAAUUGAGCCGUUAUCAGUUGGAAUUCAUGCGUGUAAAUUGGCUAACUUGAGAGCAGGUCAAACUGUAAUUAUAUUUGGUGCUGGGCCUGUUGGUUUGUUGUCAGGGGCUGCCGCAAGGGCUUCAGGAGCGGUCAAAAUUACGAUGAUUGACAUCGACCAAGAUCGACUAAACUUUGCCAAAAGUUAUGUUGCCGAUCGGAUCAUUUUAGGGGAGAAAACAAAUGAAAUCAGUUCUAUCGAAUAUUCUAAAAUAUUUUCACAGAAGAUGAUACACGAAUUCGGUGUUGAACAAGCUGAUGUGGUGCUUGAGUGCUCUGGUGCCGAAAGUUCGAUACAAGCCGGUAUCUAUAUGACAAAAUCAGGAGGAACCUUUGUUCAAGUAGGAAUGGGCAUGGACGACGUAAUCUUACCUUUAUCAGAUAUUGCAAUUCGCGAGAUUACAGUCAAGGGAUCAUUUAGAUACUGCAACACAUUCAAAAAAGCUGUUGAAAUGGUUGCUGCAGGGUUCAUCAAGUUGGAACCACUUAUCAUACAUGUGUUUAAAUUCGAGGAAUGCGUACGCGCAUUCGAAACAGUUAAAGAUAGAAAGGACAAAGUUAUUAAAGCAUUGAUACUUGGUCCUGAGAAAUAUUGA